This is a messenger RNA of Manihot esculenta (cassava), 3567 nucleotides long. RefSeq names its product putative disease resistance protein RGA3. Gene Ontology annotation, molecular function: ADP binding; protein binding. The record is from RefSeq and is a predicted model, not a curated record. The coding region runs from base 102 to 3320 and encodes 1072 amino acids. NCBI's taxonomy places the organism in Eukaryota, Viridiplantae, Streptophyta, Magnoliopsida, Malpighiales, Euphorbiaceae. Gene Ontology annotation, biological process: defense response to other organism. The transcript has a single exon.
CAUGUACUUCUUAAAGAUGGGUUACGAGGUUGGUUGAAGACUGUAUCCGCACCUUGGAAGCCUUGACCCCGCAGAGAGGAAAAAAUUCAACAAGCUUUCUUAUGGCGGACAUGGUCGCCUCUCCUCUCUUGUGGAUGCUCUCUGACAGGCUAAUUUCUCUUAUCGACAACAGCUCGCUCGUCAAAAAUUUGCAUUUGACUUUAGCAGAAAUCCAAACUUUGGUUCUCGAUGCAGAGAAUAGAUCGGAGGACGAUGCAGCCCUUCGACGCUGGCUCACUGAGGUCAAAGAUGCUGCCUAUGAAGCCGACGAUGUUCUCGAUGAAUUCAUCAACAGUCUUUCAAGCUCCAAAAUUCAUAGCCUCUUUUCUCCCUUCCAGUGGCUUCUCCGUUUCAAUUGUCAACGCAAGAUGAAGGAAAUUGAAGGACGACUUGAUGCACUAUUGAAGAGAAGGAUCCAGUUUCAGAAGGCUGUCCCUCUAGUUAACUGGGAUGGUUUCCAAUCAUUCGAGAGCAGUGCCAGUAUCAAGGUACCCCAUCGAGAAACUCGCUCAUUUAUAUCUGAAUCAGAAAUUUUUGGUAGAAAGGAGGACAAACAGAUUUUGCUGGAUCUAUUACUGGGUGACUCUGAUGUAGAAUUUAAGAUUAUUCCCAUAGUGGGUAUGGGCGGUCUAGGAAAGACGACUCUUGCUCAGUUGAUAUUCAAUGAUGAAAGGAUCCAUUAUUUGUUUGAGAGAAGGUAUUGGGUCUGUGUUAGCCAGAAUUUUGACGUGAGAAUGAUUGGGAAAGCUCUUGUAGAAACAAAAACAGAAGCAUCACGUUUCCUUAUGAAUACAGAGGAAACUGUAGAUUCCAUUGUUAGAGAGGAAUUGAAUGGCAGAAGAUUUUUUAUUGUUUUAGAUGAUGUUUGGAAUGAAGAUCAAGAGAAGUGGAAUGUGUUGCAAAGGUGGUUCAGCGUGGGAGCUCGUGGAUCCGCUGUUUUAGUGACUACAAGAAGUGCAAAUGUUGCGGCUUUAAUGGGAACUGUCGACCCCUACCGCCUGAAACUUCUGUCGGAUGAUGAUGUCUGGUUACUUUUCAAGAACGUGGCCUUUAGCUCCAAAGGUGAAGAGAACAUCAAUAGCAGGCUUGUCGAAAUUGGCAAGAGGCUUGUUGCCAGAUGCAAAGGAUUGCCUCUUGCUAUUAAGACUCUUGCUGGUUUGAUGCGAUUUAAAGGAGAAGAAAGUGAAUGGUUACAGAUCAAGGAUGAUGAUAUAUGGAAUUUGCGGGAAUUUGAAUCUUCAGUUUUACCAGCCUUGAGACUGAGCUAUAAUCAUCUACCAUCGCAUUUGAAGCAAUGUUUUGCAUACUGUUCAAUAUUUCCCCAAGGUGUUACAAUUGGCAAGGAGCAACUGAUCCAAUUAUGGGUUGCUGAAGGCUUCAUUCAAUCAAUUGAAGGAAGUAGAAGCCUGGAGGACAUUGGAAAUGAUUACUUCAUGGAACUGUUUCGUCGGUCUUUCUUUGUGGAAAUAUGGAGAGAUGAAUAUGGGGAGAUAGUGAAGUGCCAGAUGCAUUAUCUGAUUCAUGAUCUUGCACGAUUUGUUGCAAGUAUUGGGUGUUCGAUUAUGGAAGGUAACACGUUGCAGAAUGUCCCUGAAGAAGUUCGUCAUUCAUCUUUGGUUUAUGAUUCUUAUCAGCUACCAACAACUUUGGAAUCAUUGCAAAAGGCCAAGAAACUCCGAACAUUGCUUUUGUUCUCUAACAAUCUUGAGAAGAUACCUGGACUCUUCUUGAAGUUAAGGUCCUUACGAGCCCUAGACUUGAGUGGAAGUCAAAUUCAGAAGUUGUCUAGAUCCGUUGGAAACCUCACACAUUUGCGCUACCUCAACCUCUCAUGCACUCGUAUUGAAACGUUACCCAACUCCAUCAGCAAACUUCAGAGCUUGAAUACACUGGAGCUCAUUGAAUGCUACAAUCUCCAGGAGUUACCAAAUUCCAUAUCUGAGUUAAUUAAACUCAGACAUUUGGACAUUCAGUCAUGUUGUUCAUUGUCCCAUAUGCCAGCAAGGAUUGGGAAAUUAAGGCUUCUUCAAAAAUUGCCAUUGUUCAUUUUGAGCGAUAUUGAUGGUUGUGGUUCUAUAAGUGAGCUCAGCGAGCUAGAUCUCAGAGGCAAAUUGGAGAUUAAGAAUCUUGAGUUCGUGGACAACCCGACUGAUGCUGAAAACGCAAAAUUACUUAAUAAGCAAAAUCUUCGCACUUUGAAGUUAUCAUGGAGUCAUGAUGCUGUUGCAAGUGCUGAAAUGUCUUUCCAAGUAUUGGAAAAGCUAAUGCCACCCCAGGAGCUGAAAGUUCUGCAUAUAAUAGAUUACAAAGGCACAUCAUAUCCAUCAUGGUUGAUUAAUUCACUCCUCCAAAAUGUUGCAGAAGUUUCUUUAGUCAACUGCAGCUGUAAGAAACUUCCUCCAUUUGGGCAGCUACCCAACCUCAAGUACCUCUACAUAAAAGGAAUGCUGAAAGUGGAGAAAAUAGAUAAUGAGUUUUAUGGAGAUGGAACCAUCAAAGCAUUUCCAUCUUUGAGACAACUUGAGCUUUAUGAUAUGCCAUACUUAAAGGAGUGGUGGAAUCUCAAAUCAGAUGAGCAGUCAAGUAUGAUCGAAACAGAAGAAUCAUCAUCCUGCAAACAAAUAGAAGAAUUCACCUGCCUCGAAUAUCUAACAAUCAAGGGAUGCAGUAAUUUGAGCAGACUGCCAGAACUUCCAAACCUGAAAAAUCUGGCAUUAUGGAACUGCAAUGAAGAGCUGUUGCUGUCACUGGACCAACUAGCAUCACUGUCCACACUCGUGAUCAAUGAAUUUCGAAAGCCACUAUCUAUACCUGCAGGAAACUUAACAUCCUUGCGGAAGAUGACAAUAUACGACUGUGAUGAUCUGCUUGCUCAGUUGGUUGAUGACAUGAAACCUUUGUCUUCUCUAGAGCACUUGAGAAUUCUGUACUGUGAUGCAUUGAAAUCUCUACCAACAGGCCUUAGAUAUCUCACUUCCCUCCAGAAGUUAGAGAUAGCAGAAUGUAGAGAAUUGGUUGAAGUCCCAGAUGUUAUGGACAAGCUGUCUUCUCUCAAGGAGUUGACCAUUGAUGGGUGUCCAAUGUUGAAAUCAUUGCCAGAUAGCAUCCGUUACCUAAGCAGGCUUGAAAAGCUAGUGAUUGGAAGGUGCCCUGAAUUAAUUAAGCAACUGCACAUAGAGGAAAGUGACGAGUGGUCCAAGACAGCACAUAUCCCACGCAUUGAGAAAGAAAUUGAAGAAUAUCUUACUGAAGAAGACAGCCUUAGUGAGCCUUCAUACUGAAGAAGUGAUUCUCAGUGAAAUUCUAAACAGGUUCCUCACAGGCCCUGUCAUGUUCAUAUGUACAUGUACCCGCUUUUUAACACAAAACUCUUCACCUAAUUUUGUUGUAUUAAAAAUAUGAAUAAGUUUGAUUCGGGCUUUCUCUGUUAGCUUGGAUUAAUCAAUCAUCAAGAUAUCUCUCUUGGUAAAACUUAUCAUGCCGUGAGUCUUGGAUUAAUCGAAACUAAUUCUCUUGUCUUCUUUGUUC